Argentina anserina (silverweed cinquefoil) is the source of this 1483-nucleotide messenger RNA. Its product is annotated as protein POOR HOMOLOGOUS SYNAPSIS 1. The coding region runs from base 49 to 1041 and encodes 330 amino acids. The record is from RefSeq and is a predicted model, not a curated record. NCBI's taxonomy places the organism in Eukaryota, Viridiplantae, Streptophyta, Magnoliopsida, Rosales, Rosaceae. The transcript is spliced from 7 exons.
UUCUCCAAAAAUUCCAGAGAAAGCGCAAACCCUGAAAACAAAACAAAAAUGGCGGGCACUCUAGCUCUGCUACCUAGCAAUCCUCAGGUGACGUCAUCGUCUCUGUGCUCCGUCCGAGAGCGCUGGGAGGUCGACUUCUCUCGCUUCUUCGGCUACCCUCCGCUCACCUCCACGUGUCCGGAUCUCGUCCCUCUGCCUAUGAAGGUCAGGAAUCGACGCCCCGGUGGUACCUGGAUCUCUGCCACCUCCGCCGCCAUGCUUCAGCUCAUCUCCGAUCACGCCAGCUCCGACGUCAUCCUCACUGUCUGCUGCAGCGGAAAGAUCCAGGAGGAGCACUAUGUGUCGAAGCUACUCUUUGCCUGGCCUCAAGUUGCAUGCAUGUCUGGAUUUCCUGCCAGGGGGAGUAGAUCCGUUUUGGCCAGCUACAGAGAUUCUUUGGGCCAGAUUCAGAAAUUUGCGUUUCGGUUUUUGUCAGCUAAUGAAGCAGAGAAGUUCAUGAAACUUAUGAAGGAGAUUCUCAAGGAAGGGAGGGAUAUUCAACCUCUUACUACUGACUAUGGAUCUGAAAUUUCAUCACAUUCUGAGUUCAUGUCUUCUAAUAGACCUUUGCACGGAACUUCCAAGGACUUGGUUGUCAUGACUCCUGGUCACACUCAUUCUCCUCAAAUCUCACCAAGCUUAAUGAAGGCUCAUACUCCUCAAACGUCACCAAGCUUGAUGAAUGAUUAUACACCUCAAUUGUCACCAAGAUGGAAUACUGAAGCAGUUCAACACAGACAGACUCAGCAAAUGUCACCUAUUCAGAACUUUCAGAGCAACUUUGCUGCCUUUCCUCCUAGUUUCAGCUCAUUAGUGUCCAACUGUCAACCUGUGGUUGAACAAGCUCCAGUCCAGUCAACUGCAUCAAAGAAAGUCGAUAUGAAGGCCUUAAUUGCGAGAUGUAUGGAGGACACUUCCUUUCAAGGUAAUUUACUGUUUGAUAUCUCACGGCAUGCACACCUUCAAAAUUCAUGUUCAAGUUUAAUUGUUGCCAAGUCUUGAUUCUAACCUAUCUUUGAUGUGAUGUAAGUGUAUAUGGUACGGAUAAAAUUUAACAGUAACAACUUGAAGAACAUUAGGUUCAGAAGCCGCUAAUGUACAUGGUAAAAGUAGUUCAAGUUCCACUACUGCUUAUAAUGCUAAUUUGUUUCUACUUCUUUCUUUCUUCUCUCCAGAUAUAUUGAACCAAGUCGAGAUAGUUAUGAGCGAAAUGGGGGCAGAUUUGAGGCUGUAGUUAUCUGUACCUGAAUUAUCUAUGGCAGUCAACAGCAUUCCUAUUGUUCCAACCUCACAGCCAUGAGCUAGUUUAGCAACCUACGUCCCAUAACUUGUUCAUCCUGAAUUGUUCCCCAUCUCUCUUAUUUCGUACAUGUUAUAGUUAAAUCCUUAUAUUAGGGUAUCAUAGCCAAGCAGACUCCUGGCGUUUAAUAGCUCUGUCAGUUAA